AUGGCACCAGCAUUAUUAGUCAACGAAAGCAGCAGCCCUUCUUCCACUUUUAGCAGCGAUACUUUGGUGCCAAAUAUCGAAGAUUCCCAUGUACCCAGUACUUCUCGAACUCGUCGGCGCCACGAGAGCGCUUUGAUCAAACGCAGUGUUAGGUCCUCGCCACUACUGGUGAAGGGUGCUGAAGGCAACUGGCUACUAGUCUCUGAUGGUGCAAAGACAUGGAAGAUCUUCGAUGGAUCCGGAGGCGCUGCGGUAUCCAACAUUGGUCACAAGGAUGCGAGAGUGUACGCCGCAAUCAUUGAGCAGCAGGCAACCGGCAUCUCAUACACACCUUCUAUGAGUUUCGAUACCGAAGCAGCGCUAGACUUUGCAGAUUUUUUACUUGAGUCGACAAACGAUCUUAUGGCUCAAGUGGCUUUCUACAGUUCAGGCUCCGAGGCUAUGGAGGCUGCCCAGAAGCUUGUAUAUCAAUAUUUCUCCAUCUUGUACCAGAACCGGUAUCAUGGACGCCACUGGUUCAUCGCCCGUGACAGAUCGUAUCAUGGCGCCACGCUUGGUGCUCUCGAUGUCAGCGGCCACAAAGGUCGUAAAGAGAUGUACAAGCAGAUUUUGCCCAACAACACAAAGUUCAUAUCCCCAUGCAAUCCUUACCGUGAUAUGCAGGAGGGAGAAAGUGUAUCACAGUACGUUGAGCGACUUGCUGAGGAGUUGGACAAGAAGAUCUGCGAGCUUGGUCCUAACACGGUGGCUGCGUUUGUUAUGGAGCCUGUUGUAGGCGCAGCACUUGGUUGCGUUCCGGCAUUGCCUGGCUACCUUGAAGCCAUGAAAAGGGUGUGCAGGAAGCACGGCGUGCUUUUCAUCUUGGAUGAAGUCAUGUGCGGUAUGGGCCGCACUGGCUACAUGCACGCUUGGCAAGAAGAAGGUGUGGUUCCAGACAUCCAGCUGGUGGGCAAAGGUCUUGCGGGUGGGUACGCCCCUAUCUCUGCACUUCUUGCUGGAAUUGAGGUAGCCGAUACUCUUGGGGACGAGGCCUUUGCCCACGGCCAUACAUUUCAGAACUUGCCCAUGGCGUGCGCCGCUGGCUUGGCCGUUCAACAGAUCGUCCAGGACGAUUGCUUGCUCGAGAAUGUCAGAGACAAAGGUGACAAGUUGAUGAAGAAGCUGAUGGCCCGUUUGGAAAACCAUCCAAAUGUCGGCAACAUCCGAGGAAAGGGCCUUUUUUAUGGAAUCGAGUUCGUGCAAGAUAAGAAGACCAAGAUGCCAUUCGAUCGUAAUUUGAACGUGGCAUGGAAAAUUCAUGAGCUAGGUCUCAAAGAUGGAUACAACAUGUACAUAUAUCCAGGCUCUGGUACAGUCGACGGUGAUGUCGGCGACCACGUUAUCAUUGCGCCUGCGUACAACAUUACCAAUAUGGACAUCGACAUCAUCGUGGAGAGCGUCGGAAAGCUAGUGGUGGAUUUCUUUGCAGACCUCUACACGUCGUCGAAGUUGUAG
Molecule: messenger RNA, 1494 nt
Organism: Pyrenophora tritici-repentis Pt-1C-BFP
Lineage: Eukaryota; Fungi; Ascomycota; Dothideomycetes; Pleosporales; Pleosporaceae
Product: BioA, Adenosylmethionine-8-amino-7-oxononanoate aminotransferase
Cellular component (GO): cytosol
Molecular function (GO): pyridoxal phosphate binding; transaminase activity
Source: RefSeq, a predicted model, not a curated record